AUGGGAGAUAAGUGUAUGGGAGACAGGGUAUUGUGCGCCGGCUCUACACUCUGUACGCUCUUCUCGACUCUAUUUCCUCCGUUAACCUCAUUCUGUGUGUCGACUCAAAAAAGGUUGAGUCGAGUGAAGACCAAAAACAGAGCAAAGAGAGGAAUGGGAGGAAUGGGAGGAAUAGCUGUUCUCUACAAUCCAAACACAUCCAAAGAGGUGCCACUGUUGUUGACUGAGGAGUGCAGUCGUAUUGAGUGGUGUGUCUUAUGGGUGAUUGUGAUUACAGCUAUGGAUCUGCAUGCCACCACUUCUGUAUCAUCUGUAGGUCACGACUCAUACUCACAGCCAUUGCAGCCAUUAAUACAACCAUCAGUUGAGGCGUUGACACAACUGUCUCACGACUCUCUGGACACGAGUUGUUCCCUCUUUUACGGCCACUCAUCACUGGAAUCGCAAUCUUGUGGUGCGAGUGAAUCGGCGGUCGCUGUGAAUGGACUGCCGUUAGAGUCGUUUGAAUCGUCAGCUGAUUCUCUGUCAGACCAUAGUUUGGGUGCAAUAAGAGUACAAAAUGAAGAGUUGGUCGCCAACGACAUCACUGAGUGGUCACAAAUCAAUGUCAAUAGUAUUCAUUUGGUCGACACUAAUGCCAUGGAUUCACCAAAAAUGCAAGAUUUAAGUGAAGUUACCCGAAGACUGUCGAAGUCGAGUCAAUCGCUACCAAAAACAGACACCGAAAGCAACGAUCAGUGCAUUGAGAGUCAGAUCAAGGGAUCAGUGAAUGGAAGUGUUGGAAGCGGUGGCUCUGUGAGUAAUGGCAAUACCUCUGCCAAUGGUAUUAUUGGUGAUAACAGUCAUAUAAGCCAAACACCAAUCAGUGACUCUUCAGUGAUCUCAAGUGAACAACAAUUCUGGUCAACAAAUUGUGUGAUCAAUACAGACACCGAUGUCUCGCAGCAGUCAUUCAUUUCUGGCAAUACUUCGGCCAACGCUGUGAACGGUGGCCAUCAGUACGGGCCAUACAGUCCUAAUAUGAACAGUUCGUUCCCCACGGCUACCAGUGCUGUUGAGCCACCACUGUCUCAGUCGCAACAGUCGUCAGCCCAGAGACGGGCCAUCACAGGCGCCCACAACUUCUCCAACGCGCUCACGGCUACCCGACCCUCACCUCAGUCUCAAUCUUCUAGUCUCUUCAAAACCUACACCAGUGCUGGCAAUUGGACGGCUCAACCGCCACAGCCCUCAGCCACCUCUUGGUCCACAGCUGUCUCCCAGCCGUCGCCCAAUUCAGGCAACCCCUGGGGCUCUCUUAACAUGAGUUCCCAGAAACGGGCCGUCACUGCAGUGCCAAACGUGUCGCCCAUUUCGCCGAUGAAGAAGUCGCCGCCGGCUAUGAAUCAAACCACGCCAUCAAUGAUGAUCUCGCCCUCAAAGUACAGGCGCAGCUCAUCCAUGCCUUUGGCCAAACAGUUCGCCACCGGCCCUCCCAACACACCCUUCGACCUCCAAUCCAUCGCCAGCGACACCAACUCAUCCUCCAGUGAAUCCGCUAAUGUCCUGCCCUUUCAGGAAAGACAAAUGGCUGGUGGAAUGGGAUCGGCUACCAGUCCUUUAGAUACUCUUCGCUUUCCUCUCGAACAGCAACUCUUGGAAAUAAUCCGCACUUCUGGAGAUUCUCAGGACCAGUGCAAAGGUUUUGUAAACUAUAAUCACUCGGGUCUGCAGUCAAUGUCACAAAUUCAAGGCCCGUCAUUUACAUCUUUUGAUGACUUUUCUGGAAAUAAAAAAUACUUCAGAGGCAAAUCUCCAUUUUUUACGGGAGUUGACUCGGAUAAUCAUAUAUUAAUGGACUCUAACCAAGUUGCCGGUGACAGCGGUGAGCGCUUCUCAAGAAAAGUGUUUGUCGGAGGACUCCCUCCAGAUAUAGACGAAGAGGAGAUAACCGCCAGUUUCAGACGUUUUGGACCUCUUGUGGUGGACUGGCCUCAUAAGGCAGAAAGCAAAUCAUAUUUCCCACCAAAAGGCUAUGCAUUCUUGUUAUUUCAAGACGAGUCAUCAGUUCAGGCGCUAAUCGACGCCUGUAUUCAAGAGGACGAUAAGCUCUAUUUGUGUGUCUCCAGUCCUACCAUUAAAGACAAACCGGUACAAAUUCGACCCUGGCGACUCAGUGAUGCUGACUUUGUUUUGGACGCAUCCAUGCCACUCGACCCCCGCAAGACUGUGUUUGUUGGAGGAGUUCCUCGUCCUCUCAAAGCUGUUGAAUUGGCAAUGAUUAUGGAUCGUCUGUACGGCGGUGUAUGCUAUGCCGGCAUCGAUACUGACCCAGAGCUCAGAUAUCCGAAAGGGGCGGGUAGAGUGGCGUUCUCCAACCAACAGAGCUAUAUCGCUGCCAUCAGCGCCCGCUUUGUUCAGCUACAACACGGAGACAUCGAGAAACGGGUUGAAGUCAAACCAUAUGUUUUAGAUGAUCAGAUAUGCGAUGAAUGCCAGGGCGCGCGAUGUGGCGGCAAAUUUGCGCCAUUUUUCUGCGCGAAUGUCACAUGUCUUCAGUACUACUGCGAGCACUGUUGGGCUACAAUCCACUCAAGACCUGGUCGUGAGUUCCAUAAGCCUCUGGUUAAAGAGGGCGCCGACAGACCUCGAGCCGUACCAUUUCGCUGGUGUUAA
Molecule: messenger RNA, 2655 nt
Organism: Oppiella nova
Lineage: Eukaryota; Metazoa; Arthropoda; Arachnida; Sarcoptiformes; Oppiidae
Source: the annotation of a GenBank genome assembly